UGAAAGUGGACACACUCAUUUUUGUCAGUGAUGAUGCAACCGUUUCCAGGAAAACAUCCGACACAUUCACAAAGCUGAUGCGGUGCUUGCUGAUAACCGCUUGUGCACGUUGUACUUUGACCACUGCAGGUUUGGCUGUGAGUCGACGAGGAUCGCGCUUCACUGUCCGGCAGCUGCACAUCUGGACUACACUCUGCCUUCGGAGGACCUCCGCUGCCACCAUGUCAACAUCUGUGCAGAUAGAGCCAUUCACGGAGAGAGGGGACGGAGGAGUAGGCCGCUGCAAGUGCUCGUUCUGGUUUGCGGUGGCCCACGACGUCGUCGGCGUCUUCAUCAUGAUGUUGGGGAUGUUCGGAGGGCUCGUCAUCCACGACUUGUUCAUCUACGCGGGGGCGAUCAUCAUCUUCCUCAGCCUGAUCUGGUGGGUGUUCUGGUACUCCGGGAACAUCGAUGUGCCGCCUGAGGAGCUGGAGGACGAUGUGGGCCUGAUCAAGCUGAAGAACCGUGGGCUCAGCCGGGUGGUGAGGCGCGUGUCCGACAGCUUCACCAGCAGGAUCAGGAGCUCUUUCAGGAAGAGCGGCAGGUCCAUCAGAGGAGACCCAACAGGCAACAGCAGGCCUUCAAACACAGAGGUGUCGCUCUCCACCAUCUAUGACUCGACCAUCACCUCCUCUUCUAAAGAACUCGUGAGAGAGACACUGUCAAUAUGAACUAAAGCUUUUUAACGGACUGGAACGGACACACUGAACUUGGAUCUUUAUGUUUGUUUUCCUUUGCUCAUCAGUUUAUCCUGUUGAAAGGGAUUUUGUGUUUGCACCGGUAACAUGCACACUUGUAAUGAUUAGACAACGCUGUCUAGAUAACGUCCACAUGCUUUUAUCAGCUGAUAAGAUGUAAACUUUGCACACAAUUACAGUGUUGCAAAAAAGAAUUGAUUUAGAAACCACAGCAUUCUCAUCAGUCAUGUUUGGUUGAUUCACAGAUAUUGCAGAGUAGGGAUGUGAUGAAAUAAACGCUAUGAUAAGGGACUUAUUAUGAUGAGGCUGAUUGUGUGACCAGAAUAUUUAUAGCUGCCUUUUUUUAGUUUUUUGGACAAGGACACCAUUUGAAAUAAACCAAAUGCUUCCAGAAGGAUAAGUCAUGCAGUCCUUACUUAUUUAUUUUUAUAUCUCAUGGUAAAUUGAAGCUAUAAUCUCACCCGUCUCUACAGUACGUGUCGAUUGCCAUCUCUCUCCAUCUGCACUGAAAAGUCCCUGAAGGUUUCAAGUCUGACAAGCUGAUUGUGUGUUUUCAAUGCAGUUGAAUAUUGGACAGUGAGCGGCUGGUAUUUGUUAUUCAUAAAUAAUGUUGCGGUUUUGGGCUGUGGCUUCCUUACGAAGACAUUUAUGACUAACCAUCAAUAAAUCUGUAAAUGGUCUGAUUAUUUCAGUUUUCCCCUCUUUUAUAUUUAUUUAUUUAACUGUCUCACAGCCAUCUUCAGCUUCCUGGAGUAUAAUCUCUUCAUGUACAAAAUAUGCUGAACUUUAAUAAAUGUAU
Anarrhichthys ocellatus (wolf-eel) is the source of this 1536-nucleotide messenger RNA. RefSeq names its product transmembrane protein 238-like. Bases 78 to 710 code for a protein of 210 amino acids. The record is from RefSeq and is a predicted model, not a curated record. The transcript has a single exon. NCBI's taxonomy places the organism in Eukaryota, Metazoa, Chordata, Actinopteri, Perciformes, Anarhichadidae.